Messenger RNA from Archocentrus centrarchus (flier cichlid), 496 nucleotides. It is a transcript of the gene ndufa1, whose product is annotated as NADH:ubiquinone oxidoreductase subunit A1. Lineage: Eukaryota; Metazoa; Chordata; Actinopteri; Cichliformes; Cichlidae. The transcript is spliced from 3 exons. Gene Ontology annotation, cellular component: respiratory chain complex I. The record is from RefSeq and is a predicted model, not a curated record. Bases 158 to 370 code for a protein of 70 amino acids.
GACUUUCUCUUGUCCUGGAAGCGGAACGGAGGUCGUCGGGACGGUCGACAUUUUGCUAGUUUCUGGGAAAAAAAAACAGCAGUUUUUGGUGGUGUUGGGGGCAACUUGGUUGUCCUCGGAGUUCCUGUUUGUCGCCUGGCAGGUAGACGUUGUAAUCAUGUGGUAUGAAAUUCUGCCCGGGCUCGGUCUCAUGGCCGUAUGUCUGAUCGUUCCGGGCGUCGCCACCGCGCAGAUCCAGAAGUUCACCAACGGAGGAAAGGAGAAGAGAGUCGCUCGGGUUCCCUGGCAGUGGUACCUGAUGGAGAGAGACAAGCGAGUAUCCGGAACGCGACGUUACUUUGACUCCAAGGGACUUGAGAACAUCCACUGAUAAUGGACACGGAGAGACCCAAGAGAAGAAAAGUUCUUUGUUGUACAUUAAAAAUUAUAUUUAACAUUCACUUGUUUAAAUUGUCAGUUUUUUUUAAGAUGGUUGAUUAAAAUCUUCCACCCUGGA